AUGAUUGAAGCAUUAGAAGAAAAAUUUAAAAUACCCGCAUAUCUCAGCAUAAUGGUGAGAAGCUAUUUGGAAGACAGGGUUUUGCUGUAUAAAACCUCUGAAGGACCACGACACUUGAAGGUCACGUCCGGAGCUGCGCAGGGAUCAAUCCUCGGCCCAGACUUCUGGAACGUCGGUUACGACGGCAUAUUAAGCCUCGAUAUGCCCGACGAUACUUAUCUUGUUGGCUACGCAGAUGACAUUGCCGCGAUAAUCACUGCGAGAGACACCGAAGAUGCGCGCAGGAAGUUAAAUCAGGUGAUGAUCAGAGCACAAAUGUGGCUUGAUGCGAAAGAAUUCUGUUUGCUCUUCAUAUUGUUGCCGGCAAUAGUUUACGGUCAAAAUAACGGAGAAGAGCCGUUUGCAAUUUAUGUAGAUGUUGGAAAUGAAGUUCAAAAUGUUAUUAGUUUGGUCAACAAACACGAAACAAAAUUAAACGAUUUCGAUAAGAAAUUACUAAGAAUCCAAAAUAUGCAGGAAAAAUUCGAGGAACGUUUUUUACAGUUGGAGCAAAAUGUAAAGACAGCUGAGAAUGUGAAUCAAAAAUUACAGGCUUUUAAUACAAAGUUUGAACAAAGACUCUCAUCAGUUUACAAUAAUGUGACGUCUUCCAUGCUCGUACAAGAGAGCUGGCAACACAGAAGAAAUCAUUACCAUCAUCAACAUCGUUAUAGUCGUAGCUAAUGAAAAGUGAUUGACACUGCACUGAAUGUUACAAAAAGAGAGAAGGAGAAUAUUGGUACUACAAUAUAAAGAUAAAAAAUAUAUGUUGAAAUUCUAGUUAAUUAAUAAUAAUAAUAAAUAUGGAUCUUUAUGUUUCGCAGAAUUUUUAACGCUAAGUGAAUUUCUUGAUAAAAUCAGUGCAUUUAGUGAGAUCAUCGUUGGGUUGUUGAUCACCGGCGGUGGUCUUCUCAUGAAGGGUCCUUAAAUUUGUAAGUUUUUGGUUUUUCAAUCAUGGUGUAUAAUCACCUUCUCCUCCGCUUUCUUUUGAUACUUGCUUUCAUUAAAAUCUUGACAUAUCAUCCUAAUUUUUACUCAAUCAGGUAUCUUAAUAUGCGGUUUGUCGUUAAAACAGCACCAGGUAAUCCAAUGUUCUGACACCUCUGCGUCGACAGGUAAUCAAAAGAGGUCAAUAGCGCUUCCUAUGUGAACAAAUGAACGGUUAUAAAUAUUACUUCAUUAGCAUCAGCUAGUUGAUAUAUAUUUAUAUCUAGUAGUAGUACUCGGCACUCUUUAAAUAUAUGUACUUAUGUGAUCAAACUUUUUUAUUCAGGCAGGUUCUUUAAUUCAUUUCCGAGUGAAUUUCAAGCAAAUUCACUUUCAAUCUAACACUUGGUGUUCUAUCUUUCACUUUCACUAUUAAAUUUCCAAAUUGUUUUUCAAAAUGAAUUUCGAGUGGACAUGUAAAUUAAACUUAAACCGAGAGGUUCAAUUUUCGACCACUUUUUGCAGCGAUUGGGACCGUAUGUCAUCUUCCAAGACGUCAAUCGUAAGCGACUUCAGAUAACCCCAUAAAAAAUAGUCCAGCGGUGUUAAUUGACACGAUCUUGGAGGUCACACGCCAGGUUCACAAUGCGAGAUAAUGCGUUUCCUUUAAUAAAUUUGUUGUUUCGUUGGCUGUAUGGCACGUAGCGCUGUCUUGUUUAAACCAAAGGGCCGCAAUAUCAACAUCCUCCGAUUCAGGCACGAAAAAGUUACAGAACUUACUUAACUUUUUGGACAAGGUGUGAUGAGGAUACGGAAUCUCAAUAAUAUCUUGUGGAUUAUUAUCACUCCAAAAGCGACAAUUUCGUUUAUUAACGCAUUUCAACCAAAAGUGAGCUUCAUCGCUUAACCGAACUUGCGACGAGUUUGGCUUUAAUCCUUGCACGAGUUGGAUUUUGUAACAUAAGUCCGCAAACCAAGAUUAUUCCGCAAAAUCUUCGAUAAAGUGGAUAGGCAGAGCUUCAAUUGUUGCGCGGGAUUGCGGAUGGGCUCAUGCUCUAUUUUUCUCAGCUCUACAGCAGCAACAGCAUCUUUGUUGGGCAGAGUACUGCCUUCAAAAUAUGCCUUCUCAAGUCUAAAAUUUAUCAAAAUCGGGCCAUAACUUUUCAACCCCCAUAUACCGAAAAUGGGGACCCAGUAUCCAUGAUUGUCCUAAAUUAUCAUUCAAUGUAUGAUAUACAUAAUUGGAAUUUGGAGCAAACCGCGGGUGAAUACUUCUCUUAGCCCUCAUGUACCUAAUAGAAUGCUUUUCGAACUUUCGGCUGACGUAUAAAGUCAGCAUUAUCUUAAUAUGUGUAUUGUAUUUUUGUGCCUAAAAUGGUGAAGACUUGCCCCAACAUAUAUCAUCAUAUAACUAAUAUCAGGAUUUUCAAACAUCCGGUUGACUUUAAUACUUAUAUAUUAUCUUUUUGAUGGUAUGUGAGAUCGCUUAAAGAAACAGAGAGAACGUCUUUUCUGUAAAUAAUAUGUGGUAAUGCCGAAAAUAGAUUAAAUCGGGACAAUCACUUAUGGCUUUAUAUAUACGGCGAUGGUCCAUAAAUAUGAUAUCUUAGCAAAAUUAAUAUAUAAUAUUGGAAAUACCAUAGUUUAGUGACGAAAAUAUGUCAAAUAAACGAAUUACCCAAACUCUCAUAUACUACAUAAAUGGUUUUCGUUAUUUAUUAAAUUUCGAAUUUGAAUUUCGAAUUAAUGAUAUAUUGAUCUUUGUCAGUUGCAAGGGUAUAAAAUGUUCGGUUACACCCAAACUUAGCCCUUCCUUACAUGUUAUUAUUGUUUUGUUGUAUUUAUUUUUUUGAAUAUUUUUAAAGCUUUCAUUAAUUUAUAUGAUGCAAUAACAACGAGAACAAUAAUGAACAAAUUUCUCUUUUUUCAGAACACCAAAACCAAAUUCAUUCGUUUUUGUAUUUAUUUUAAAUUCCAGUUUCACUCGGAUUCCAGAAUCUGCCUUACAUGUUUUACAUAUUUUUUUGGGAAAAUUGCGAAACUUUUUAUGUGUAAAGCUCUUUCAGUCAGUCAAAAUUUUAGUAAGGCGAAAAAAAUUAAAAUUACUUGAAAAUCUUUGUGAAAAUUUGAAAAUAACGGUAACUUGAUUAAAAUUUUACUGUUCUCGAUUUGGCAAUGUCGAAAAAUAAGAACUGUAUGUCCAAGAAGCGCCUUGAUAAAAAAAAAUUAAUUCCUAGUGCAAAAUUUAUGUCGAAGUCCAAAAUAUUAUUAGUUGCUCACCCACAAUAGUACGUAAUACUAUCAGGUACCAACCAAGUAAUAAAAUACGGCAUGGAAGCCAGCAUUGUCAGUAAGAGAAGUCAAUUCCAUUGUCCGGUACUCUAAGCAGUUUUCAUUUGCCGCUGCUACAACAUAAAGGCUGUCUUUAAUGUACCUGCAAGUAUUGUAACAUUACGCUGGCGUUUGCACGAUCACGACCUGGGAGUCCAAGAAAAGUGCCGUGGACAUGCUAGGUAGACUUACCGAAUACCAGCCGAAAUACAUAACAAAAACGGUAAAACAUGGAGAAGAAGGGCGUGAGGUCGUGCUUUUCUUGGCAAGGUGUGGGACCAAUUUAUUGGAUUAAGGAGAACACGACAAGUGACUAUGACUAUGUCGAAAUACUACAGAACACCAUGCUUCCAUAUGCCAGUGAUGAAACACAGCUUGUUUGGACGUUCCAGUAGGACAACAAUCGCAAACACACAAGUAAAUUUGGUAAAGCUUGUGGGCUGAUUUCAAGGGGUCCGUAGCCCCAUGUAAGCCGACAUCGACCAUGCUACUAUUAAUAUGUAUAGUGUGAGUGGUAAAACAUAUUCGGAGCUUGGACGAAGCUCGGGCUCGCAUCGUAGUCAAAGAUUUGUUUUUUUCGCAUAUUUAAUUUUUUUUAUGAAUAUUGAUGCUUCUCUGAUUUUUGUCAAGCUGCCUGCGCUGUUGCCACGAUUCAUAAGAUGUUUCGCUUUAAAAAUUACAGUAAUUCUCAAAAAUAUAAUCUAAAUAUUAAAGAGGUACUUACACUUAGUACAGUUGUUCGCAGCAGUUCAAAAAACAGAGAGAUCUAAUGUGAGUCGCGUUGUGGAGAAUUAAUUUUUCUUCGCUCUUAUGUAAGAGGAUGAAUAGAAUAUAUGAAUAUAAUUAGUACAUAACUUGUGACGGUAGAAUUUAAUUAAUAUACUCGAAACGAUAAGGUGUUUCCCAUGGUUUGAUGAUGAGAUAACGCUAAAGGCUUGCGUCUUUUUGCGAGAAGAUGAACACAGCGAACCAAAAGAUGAACUCUUAAAAGAAGGAGUGAAAUAAAACAAUAGCUUACAAAGUGUUUUUUUAUAGAAAGAUAACAGGAAAUAUAUUCAUAUUCUGAUUAAACCGUUAUACGUAUUAAAAAUUCUACUUACAGUACGCAGUCGGGUUUUGGAAAACAAUGCGAAAUGCAGAAUCCACGCAAAUACACGGUCCUCGGCUGCUUCCUCAUCAUUUUGAUGCCGGCAAUAGUUUACGGUAAAAGUAAUGAAGAAAAGCCGUUCGCAAUAUAUUUAGAUGUUGAAAAUGAAAUUCAAAAUGUUAUUAGUUUGGUCAAUAAACACGGACCAAAAUUAAACGAUUUCGAUAAUAAAUUACUAAGAAUCCAAAAUAAGCAGUAAAAAUUCGAGGAACGUUUUUUACAGUUGGAGCAAAAUGUAAAGACAGCUGAGAAUGUGAAUCAAAAUUUGCAUAGAAAGUUGAACUGUACAACAACAUCCCCACAUAGGGUACUGCCACCUGUCAUAAGCGACUGUGCAAAAGCAAAAUACUACCUCGGUGAAGAAUAUAGAGACGGCAUAUACGAACUACACCUCCCGGGAUUCCAAUCAAUGAAUGCAACUUGUGUGACAAAAUGCUAACCGAGCAACUCAACAAGAUGCUCUACGUGGACCGUGGUGGUACGCAAUCAUGAGAGCGCGAAAGGCACCUUUCAAAGAAGCUACAAUGACUUUAAAGUUGGCUUUGGAAAUGCGAGUACCGACUAUUUCAUCGGUUUGGAUCGACUCUAUGAGCUGACAAGGCGUGCAAAGCAAUCUCUGCUCAUCGUCGACCUAACAACUCAUACAGAAAUCUUCUUAGAUGAAUUCCACAUUAAGGAUGCGAAAUCAAAUUACAAGAUUUACGGUACACAAGGACAUGCAAUCUACAUCGGGGCUGCAGGUAACUAUUAUAUUGAGGACGAUUUUAAUUUUUCUGUCGAUGACGAGUGUGCGCUGAAAAAUAAUCGUGGCUGGUGGUACCCGACAAGCUUUUGCAGAUUGUAUACAUUUACACCAAAUCUAUCGAACGACUUUUUCAUUGCGUUGGAACCGCAAAUAUGUAGUAGCGAAGAUGUAUGGAUGAUUUCUUCUACCCUUAAAAACAAAUAUGGAUUUUUAUCAUUUCGCAACGUUUUAUUUUUCAAUGUCGAUUUUAUGUAUUUUCCCCAGCUAAAUCUUCCGUUACUUUAGUGAUCCGAAGAAGCUGGACUUUGGCUUUUAUAUGAAACGUUAGUAAAACCAACAAAUUGUGUGGCGCAACAAAUUCCGCCACACUUACAGUACCAUAUUAAAUAUUAAAGCCUGUACCAAGAGUUGAACUGAGAUGCUUUUUUUGAUUGGUGUAUAUUCAGAAGAUUAAAAAUGUUGUAACGUUGCCACCUGUUUGAAAAUA
Molecule: messenger RNA, 5676 nt
Organism: Bactrocera oleae (olive fruit fly)
Lineage: Eukaryota; Metazoa; Arthropoda; Insecta; Diptera; Tephritidae
Source: RefSeq, a predicted model, not a curated record